AACUGACCUUUCGGGGCAUCUAGAAGCUCUGAUUGGCCAGACAGUGCCUACUUUCCUGGCGUGAACAAUGAUGCGAGAGGGACAGGCCACGGACAGGGAACCAGGAGCACUGAGUCGGGUCCUCCUUGUUGUUGUGUGACCCUCAUCGGGACCCCAUCUGGAAAGUAGAAGUGGCUAUUGUCCAAGGGCCAUGCCAGCUCCAACAGCCUGUGGGUGUCAAGUUCCUCUUCUGUGGUCAGUCAUCUGUCUGACCUCAGCCUGGGCUUUCUGCUGGGGCUUCCUCUCAGUCCUGUGACACCAAAGCCCUGUGGCUCUGACCCCAAAGAUGCUGCCGCUGCUGCUGCUGUCCCUGCUGUGGGCAGGAUCCCAGGCUCAGUAUGGGAGAUUCCAGCUGCAAGUGGAAUCUGUGACAGUGCAGGAGGGCCUGUGCAUCCGAGUGCCCUGCAAUGUCUCCUACCCUGCAUAUGGAUACACUGACUCCGACCCAGCUCACGGCUACUGGUUCCGAGAAUGGGAAUAUCAGCACCAGCGUACGCUUGUGGCCACAAACAACCCAGAUCAUGAAGUGCAGGAGGCGACCCAGGGCCGAUUCCACCUCCUUGGAGACCCCCGGGUCUAUGACUGCUCCCUGGACAUCAGAGAUGCCAGGAGGAAGGACUCGGGGACAUACUUCUUUAGGAUAGAGAGAGGGUUUUAUGCGAAAUAUGAUUACAGAGAGAACCCGCUCUCUAUGCGUGUGACAGCUCUGACACAGACACCUGAUGUCCACUUCCAGGGGACUCUAGAAUCUGGCCACCCCAAGAACAUUACCUGUGCAGUGCCAUGGGCCUGUGAGAGGGGGACGCCCCCCACCUUCUCCUGGAUCGGGGUCGCCCUCAACCCCUGGGGACCCAAGUCUCCCCACUCCUCAGUGCUCACCCUCACCCCGGGGCCCCAGGACCAUGGCACCAACCUCACCUGUCAAGUGACCUUCCCCGGAGCUGGCGUGAGCUCUGAGAGGACCAUCCAGCUCAAUGUGUCCUAUGCGCCCCAGAACCUGACCAUCAGCGUGUUCCGUAAAGAAGGCACAGCUUUCUUGCCAGGACCUGAAGCUCUGGGCAAUGGCUCAUCUCUUCCAGUCCAAGAGGGCCAGUCCCUGCGCCUGGUCUGUGUGGCCCACAGCAACCCUCCUGCCAGAAUGAGUUGGACCCGGGGCAGCCUGCCCCUGAACCCCUCGCAGCCCUCAAACCCUGGGGUCCUGGAGCUGCCUCAGGUGGAGUUGAGAGACCAUGGGAAAUACGUCUGCCGAGCUCAGCACCUGUUGGGCUCCCUGGAAGCCUCCCUGAGCCUCUUUGUGACCAAGCCCCCACAGCUGUUCGGUCCCUCCUGCUCCUGGGAGGACAAGGGUCUGCAGUGCAGCUGCUCUGCACAAGCCCAGCCAGCCCCCUCCCUGUACUGGCGGCUGAGGGAAGAACUGGUGGAGGGGAACCACAGCAACACCUCCCUCACGGUCACCUCCAGCUCCACGGGCCCUUGGGCCAACAGCUCCCUGAUCCUCAGCGGGGGACUCUGCUCCAGCCUCAAGCUCAGCUGUGAGGCCAGAAAUGCCCAUGGGAACCAGAGCACCACUGUCCUGCUGCUACCAGGGAGACCAGGACCCAGGACAGGGGCCAUUGUGGGGGCCAUCGGGGGAGCUGGUGUCACAGCCCUGCUCGCUCUCUGCUUCUGCCUCAUCUUCUUCGUAGUGAAGAUCUACAGGAAGAAGUGGGCAGAGAAGGCAGCGAGCAGGGAUGGUGUCCAUCCUGCCUUGAGUACCGUUUCCUGGCUCAUCUCUGGUCUGACUCACCACAUUUCAUGUGCUCGAUAGCCACACGUGACCAGGGGCUACUGUAUUGGACAGCACAGACCAAGGGAACCAAGUCCAGAUUCUUCAGUCUGACGUUCUAUAGUACGGCCCCUGCCGCGUUCUCCAGCUGGCCUCCUGUCCCUCCCCACAAAACGAGCUUAUUAUAUACUGUGAUAUUGUGACUUAUAGUAAGAAAUAUAUAUUUGGUCUUUGUGCCCAUUCCCGGCAUUGAGCUCCUAGAUCCCCUGGAAUUUCCUGUGAUGGGAGGGAUAAAGAUGUCUUUCGUUAUGUUAAUGAGGUGACUUUGCCAAAAGCGCCAAAGGAGGGGGGGGGGUGGGCUGGUUGCCAGGGGAACCAACCACGUGAUCACAGGAUUGGAACUUUCAGUGUCACCCCCUGACCUCCAGGAAGGGGAGAGGGGCUGGAGGUUGAACCAAUCACCAAUAGUCAAUGUUUUAAUCAACCCUGCCUAUGUAAUGAAGCCUCCAUAAAACCCAAAAGGACAGGGUUUAGAGAGUUUCUGGGUUGGUGAACGAACAGACGGAGGUCUGUGGAGAGUGGCACAAUUGGAGAGCGUGGAAGCUCUGUGUCUCUUCCCCAUACCUCGCCUUAUGCAUCUCUUCCAUCUGGCUCUUCCUGGGUUAUAUCCUUUUAUAAAAAACUGGUGAUCUAGUAAGUAAAAUGUUUCUCUGAGUUCUGUGAGCCGCUCUAGCAAAUUAAUUGAACCCAAGGAGAGGGUCGCGGGAACCUCUGAUCUAUAGCCAUUUGAUCAGAAGCACAGGUGACAACCUGGACUUGCAAUUGGCGUCUGAAGUUCUUGGAGACAGUUUUGUAGGAUUGAGCCCUUAAACUGUGGGAUCUGAUGCUAUCUCCAGGCAGAGAGUGUCCGAAUUGAGUUGAAUUGUAAGGCACCCAGCUGGUGUUGGAGACUUGCUUGUUGGUGUGGAACCCACUUCCAACAUUGUAAUUGGUUCCAGAAUCCUUCUAUCUCCAGGCAGGGCUCACUUUUCUGCUCUUUUGUGCCUUUGUCUGGGUGAUUCUCUCUGUCCGUCCCCUUGGCACUGGUCAAACCCCUAACUGUCUUUCAUGCUCCCCUGCCCUGUGCCAGACAGAAUGUCAUCUUGCAUCCCUGUGAUAAUCACAGACCUGUCUCCAUCACACUGUGAGCCACUUGAGAGCAGGGGCAGGUCUACUGCAGGCCCCUGUGAUCCUCACCCACAGCACCCCGCUUCUGUUCAUCAGAUCACAAUGUGCAAUUUGAUAAGUCUGUGUGUGUGUGUGUGUGUGACAAUCUGAUACUGUUUCCUUGCCCUGAUAGACUGUUUGAGGUCGGGGAUCUUGUCUGCUGAACAGUCACUUGAUCUUGCUCACUCAGUCUGUUUUCAUAUCUGUAAAAUGGGAAUAAUAUUUAUACUAUCUACGGAGGGAGGUUGUAAGGAUUCAGUGAGAUCAGUAAUGAGAAGUGACCGUUAUGAUUAAAAUUUGUUAAAGGUAUGAAGGAAUGAAUGAAUGAGUGAGUGAAUGAAUGAAUGAGUGCGUAAAUGAAUGAGUGAAUCCUCAGGAAAUGAGUGUGAAAUGGAUAAAUAAGUCAAUUCCCCCUCAAGCCCCAAAUUCCCUUUUUCAGACCCCAAAAGCCAGCUCUGAUGCCCUUCUCUCAUCCCCCUCAGGGGCACCUGGAUGAAUCCAAGUCAGACAGCCCCUCAGACCACCCAACCUCAGCUGCCCCCGCCUCCACCUCAGAGGAGGAGCAGGAACUCCAU
Molecule: messenger RNA, 3585 nt
Organism: Diceros bicornis minor
Lineage: Eukaryota; Metazoa; Chordata; Mammalia; Perissodactyla; Rhinocerotidae
Product: sialic acid-binding Ig-like lectin 5
Exons: 9
Coding region: 326-1846 (506 amino acids)
Biological process (GO): cell adhesion
Cellular component (GO): plasma membrane
Molecular function (GO): sialic acid binding
Source: RefSeq, a predicted model, not a curated record